Daucus carota subsp. sativus is the source of this 1556-nucleotide messenger RNA. RefSeq names its product ceramide synthase 1 LOH3. The coding region runs from base 251 to 1168 and encodes 305 amino acids. The transcript has 7 exons. Gene Ontology annotation, cellular component: membrane. Gene Ontology annotation, biological process: ceramide biosynthetic process. Lineage: Eukaryota; Viridiplantae; Streptophyta; Magnoliopsida; Apiales; Apiaceae. Gene Ontology annotation, molecular function: sphingosine N-acyltransferase activity. The record is from RefSeq and is a predicted model, not a curated record.
UUGUCCUAAAACUACAAGUCUUCUUCUAACCAAAAGUAACCACCUUUUAAUCUUUUUUUUUAUAAAGACUGAAUCUUGAUUUCUACUGUUUACUGAACCAGACCCAUAGAUGUAUCUGCUUUUGUCUUAAAAAGAUCUAUGUUUUGUUUAGAUAUGGUGGUUGACUUGAUCUAAUCUUGCUCAGCUCUUGCUUAUCUGCAAAUUUAGUGCUAGCCCAUUUCGAGAUUUUCAGUUUUGUUGCAUAUAUAUAAUGGGGUUUGUUGAUUUGUAUGGUUUGGUUGAUUGGGAGCAAGAAUCAUAUCCGGAGUAUCAAGAUUUGGCUGUUCUGCCUUUGUUUGCUGUGUUUUUCCCCUCAGUUAGAUACUUUCUUGACAGAUUUUUAUUUGAGAAAGCAGGGAGAUGGUUGAUAUUUGGAAAUGAACAUCAGAAGCUGGAUCUCGAGACAAAUGAUAGGAAAAAGAAGAUACGAAAGUUCAAGGAAUCAGCUUGGAAAUGUCUUUAUUUUCUUUCAGCAGAGAUAUUUGCUCUUUCUGUAACCUAUAAUGAGCCUUGGUUCACUGACACUAGCAAAUUUUGGUCGGGCCCUGGAAAUCAAGUUUGGCCAGAGCAGAAAACUAAGUUAAAGCUAAAAGGACUAUAUAUGUAUACUGGUGGAUUCUAUACAUACUCCAUAUUUGCUUUGAUAUUCUGGGAAACGAGGCGGGCUGAUUUUGGGGUAUCUAUGGGUCAUCAUUUAGCAACUGCCAUCCUCAUCAUAUCGUCGUACAUAUUAAGAUUUAUUCGAGUGGGUUCUGUUAUUCUGGCUCUUCAUGAUGCUAGUGAUGUAUUUCUUGAAGUUGGCAAGAUGUCCAAAUAUGGAGGAGCAGAGGGACUUGCUAGCUUUUCAUUUAUCCUGUUCGUCUUAUCAUGGAUUUUACUUCGCCUUAUCUACUAUCCAUUCUGGGUCCUGAGGAGUACAAGUUAUGAGCUUCUCAAGGUUUUGGACAAGGAGAAGUACAGAGUUGCCUACUAUUACAUAUUCAAUACUCUUCUCUUCUCCUUACUUGUUCUUCAUGUAUACUGGUGGGUGUUGAUGUAUAGAAUGCUUGUCAAACAAAUUCAAGCAAGAGGCCAACUUAGUGAGGAUGUCCGAUCUGAUUCUGAAGAUGAAACGGAACAUGAAGAUUAAUUAUGCUGCUUUAUGACUCAGCCAAUGAUAAUUCACAAGAUAUAGAGAAUAAGAGAAUCCAGAGUUUACACGAUAUUUGGUGUCCAGUUAAAGCACAGAACGUUAAAAAGAUUUUUCUGGUAGCUGAGGGGCCAUCGUGUAGUAUAUACUGAGAAAGUGAAAUCCGUGGGAAAGCAAACGUAGCAGAGAGUUGAUUUGUUAAUGGAAUAGCAGUCCAUCUAUUUUAACUUGCCCCCAUUAUCAGGUCGAUUGUUCACCUGGUAAAGCUUGCAUAUAAAAUAUUUGUAUAUUUAAACGAGCUGUAUAUACAGAUUGUUCUACGUGUAACGUGCUAUUGCCGUCAGCAAAUCAGUUGAUAAUUAAGGAUAAGGCAUUUUUGAUGAUUCUA